UAUGGUCGGGUGCACCAGAGCAGAAAGACCCCCUCCUCUAAUCCACUCCUUACGCAAAUAAACCUGCAUACGUUAUGUGAGUGCUUGGAUAGAGGUUGGACAUUAGGAAUCUAGAAAGAGAAAGUCCUGAAAAAGGAAGCUGCCUGUGGUGGAUAUAAUCGACCGCCAUGGCUUCCACACCCUCCACCUCUGCCUUGUCUGCUGUUCUCCGGUGUCGCGGAAAUAUCUGGACCAGGAAUCCGCCGACGAAGCGGCCUGCCACCUCGGCGUACAGCCUCGGUCUGACCGGCGGCUCGCCAGUUGAGCGCACCCGGUCAAACCAGGCGUCAGCGUGGGAGCCUUCUCUCCAGGGAGACCGUGCACUGGUGGGAAGAGUUUAUAAAUCACCCCGGGUGGUUGGCAAAAUGUUGAGAGAAAAAGAUUCCAAUGAAAUGAAUACAUUGUGUCACCCAAAACCUUCGCAAUCCUCAGGGGACGCGCACUCAUCUGGUGUCCAAAACGCGCUGGUGCGUCAGCAGGCAAGCAGACUGACUUCUAACCUGCCUGGAUUAGACACGUGCUCUCAAAUAAUUCGAAAGAUUAAUUACAAAACAUGUUAUGCUACACACAUCUGUAAAAUAAUAUUUGUUCAGGAAACGAGUGAAUUCCCAGUUUUGAACGUGCUCAUAACGUCUCCAUGUGUGAUGGAGAAUGCAAGACAAAUACCGUCUUUCGUGUUAACUGGCUGGUCAACCCUGAAGAGUAGCUGCGUGUCUUUGACUGCUCUGGUGUCAGAAUUUAUGUUUUUGAAGCUGGAGGUGUUGUGGAGGUCCAGCAGCAGCCCUGAUGAUGCGCUACAGCAUCAAAACAUGAAAAGCAAUGCACUGCAGGCCAAUGGACAAAUCCACAGUUCCACUGGCAUCACCUCCUCCAAGGACAACUCCGGCUCUGGACAAAUGAUCCCAGAGAACAGACCUGACUGAGAGUCCAAGGCCUCAUCACCAAAAAUACACACUGUGAUCUAACCUUAUUUAUUGACUUUUACUUGGCUUUCAAAAUGCCCCAAAGCACAUUUGGACUUUGGACUUUUUAACCCAGUGAUACAACAACUGGUUGUUUUUAGAGCAGUUUUUUUUUUUUGCUUUAAGGAAAAGUAAGACAUUAUGAAGAAAUACCUGAGAAACAUCAGUCAUAUGCAUUGUUUAGUACAUUAGGCCUCCUGGUGGAGAGGUACAAAAAUGGCAGUGCAUUUUAUUUUCAAGGUUAACCUGUAGCUAAACAAAAACUUAUUUAGCAAACAUGGAAUGGAGUAAAAUUAAAAGUAGGCCUAUUACCUCUCAGAAUAUGGAAAUAUUCAAAUCAAGUUUAAGUAAAAACUAAAUGUGGAGGAAUAAUUGAAAUAUUUAUUCUUUCCUCUUGUGUUUUGAAGAUAUUUGCAUGAUUUUUCACUCUGAAAUAUAGUUUGGAUAAAAAAUAUAGAUCCCUACAAAUGUCCAAGAUCACUUGCAUAAAUGUAGCCAUCUUUUAUACUUUCCAGCUGUUUUAACAAUGUCCUGUAAAGUAUGAAAGACAAUCUCCCAAACAGCAUAUGCUGUUUGGGAGAUUGUCAUCAGUGUAGAUAAUGAAAUGAAAACCAAAUUUCUCCACUAAACCAAACACUUUGCCACUGACUUCUCUGCAGCUCAAGCAGAAGAUGUAUGCUGUUACAUAAGAUGGGACCUUUUCGUUAACAUAUUCCGACGCCACAGUGUGUGAAAGCAGACAAUAACUGUUUACAAAGACAUCAAACGCUGCUGUUUCUUAAUUAGCUCCACUGAGAGCCGCUCGGACGUCAAAGUGUUGCGUAAUUUCUCAAGGUGACAGUUGGGGCGGGACUUCCCGUGACUGCUCGCUACCCAGGAAGUCGUCGUGUUACUUUUCCUCCUCCUCUUCCAGUCUUGUGAGAAACAAGAUAAACUAAAGGGGUGUUAAGUUGCUUUUAUAGCCGAGAAACUAACAAGAGAACAGUUUCACAUCGGCUCCAAACCGUCCUCUCGGCCCAUGUUGUUUAACUUUGCUGCUUGUCAUCGAAGAAAUGGCCACAAAAAAACAGACACGCUCAAAA
This is a messenger RNA of Perca fluviatilis (European perch), 2083 nucleotides long. RefSeq lists its product as uncharacterized. The coding region runs from base 168 to 962 and encodes 264 amino acids. The record is from RefSeq and is a predicted model, not a curated record. Lineage: Eukaryota; Metazoa; Chordata; Actinopteri; Perciformes; Percidae. The transcript is spliced from 2 exons.